ACCCCACGUCCCAGCCGUUCGAGUUCCUAGCAAAUCCCGCAGCGCAAGCGACCAAGGAGAUGGCGCGUACGAAGCAGACCGCUCGCAAGUCCACCGGCGGCAAGGCCCCCCGCAAGCAGCUCGCCACCACCAUCGCGGCGAGGAAGUCGGCCCCGACCACUGGCGGCGUGAAGAAGCCCCACCGCUUCAGGCCCGGCACGGUGGCGCUGAGAGAGAUCCGCAAGUAUCAGAAGAGCACGGAUCUGCUCAUCCGCAAGCUGCCGUUCCAGCGUCUGGUGCGGGAGAUCGCGCAGGAUUUCAAGACGGACCUGCGCUUCCAGAGCCAUGCCGUGCUGGCGCUUCAGGAGGCCGCCGAGGCAUAUCUCGUCGGGCUCUUCGAGGACACCAAUCUCUGCGCCAUCCACGCCAAGCGUGUCACCAUCAUGCCCAAGGACAUCCAGCUCGCCCGCCGCAUUCGUGGUGAACGCGCCUAAAACCCUAGAUGGGACAUCAUCGUGCCCUUUGUGGCAAGAUAGCUAGUUGAUUCGCUUCUGGUUUUUAGAUAUGCCACUGGAUCGUUAUAAGUGACUUUUAUUUCUUUGUAAAAAGAUCUGGUCAGUUAUCAUAUUAGUAUAAAACAUAUAGUAUUUGCGUUAAAUGUGAAACAAAUGCUUUAUUGGCCAUUAUGGAUAUCAGUACUGAGCAAUUGUGAAAUAGUGCUUUCUGUUC
This is a messenger RNA of Triticum aestivum (bread wheat), 708 nucleotides long. RefSeq names its product histone H3.3. Lineage: Eukaryota; Viridiplantae; Streptophyta; Magnoliopsida; Poales; Poaceae. The record is from RefSeq and is a predicted model, not a curated record. Gene Ontology annotation, molecular function: protein heterodimerization activity; DNA binding; structural constituent of chromatin. The transcript has 2 exons. Gene Ontology annotation, cellular component: nucleosome. Bases 60 to 473 code for a protein of 137 amino acids.